AUGUUCCGGCUGCUGAGCUCUCUCCUCCUUGUGGCCCUGGCCUCAGGCUUGGACCAGCCUUCCUUCAACCCCUCCAGCCGUGUGGUCAAUGGUGAGGAUGCAGAGCCCUACAGCUGGCCUUGGCAGGUCUCCCUGCAGUAUGAGUACAGUGGGGGCUGGUUCCACACCUGUGGAGGGACCCUCAUCUCCGCCGACUGGGUUAUCACUGCUGCCCACUGCUACUCGAGUGACCGGACAUAUCGGGUUGUGUUGGGAGAGUACGACCGCUCAGUGACAGAGGGACCUGAGCAGGAGAUCCUCAUCAAUCCUGAGGACUUCAUUGUCCACCCACUAUACUUUUCCAUUUGUACACCUUGCGGCAAUGACAUCGCCCUCAUCAAGCUGUCACACAGUGCAAACCUGACAUCUGAAGUCAAGCCUGCCUGCCUCCCUCCUGCUGGGGACAUCCUGGACCAUGGGACAGAAUGCUACAUCACCGGCUGGGGACGUCUUUCCACUGAUGGCUUAUCCCCAAACAAGCUUCAGAAGGGGCUGCUGCCCGUGGUGGACCACGCACACUGCACAAGGCUGACCUGGUGGGGUUUACUUGUGAGAAGGACCAUGGUGUGCGCGGGCGGGUAUGAAGUCUCUGGCUGCUAUGGUGACUCUGGAGGACCCCUCAACUGCCCUGCAGGGGACGGUUUCUGGCAGGUCCACGGUGUGACCAGCUUUGUGUCCUCCAGUGGUUGCAACACUGAGAGGAAGCCCACUGUGUUCACCCGUGUGUCGGCUUUCAUUGACUGGAUUGAGAAGACACUGUAG
Molecule: messenger RNA, 801 nt
Organism: Ochotona curzoniae (black-lipped pika)
Lineage: Eukaryota; Metazoa; Chordata; Mammalia; Lagomorpha; Ochotonidae
Product: chymotrypsin-like elastase family member 3B
Exons: 8
Coding region: 1-801 (266 amino acids)
Biological process (GO): proteolysis
Molecular function (GO): serine-type endopeptidase activity
Source: RefSeq, a predicted model, not a curated record